Molecule: messenger RNA, 519 nt
Organism: Caenorhabditis angaria
Lineage: Eukaryota; Metazoa; Nematoda; Chromadorea; Rhabditida; Rhabditidae
Source: the annotation of a GenBank genome assembly
AUGAAUUUUUGCCUUCUCCUCCUCAUUCCGAUCUUCUGUCAUGCCAUCGAUGAACUGUCCGAUGAUGAAGCUCGCGCAGUUACCGUAAGUCUCAUCGGAGAAACAUUUUUGGCGCCAAUCCAAGACAUUCCCAAGUUUUACCAAGUACCAUACUUUGUGGGACAAUGCAAUGGUACAACUUUGAAAUUGAAUUCCGCAGAAGCUCUGAAAACUUUUAUUGAAAAGGAGCGAAGACAUCAUGUUAGCCACACACCGGAAGAAUUGGAAAAACGAAAAGCUGAGACGAAACGUGAUGGAGAGAUUCGCGAGAAAAUCGAGAAUUUGAAACGGGACACUCAUGUGGAAUUCGAUGCCAAAAGUUUGGAAAGACUUCGAGAAACUAUUGGUGAAGUUCAAGUUGAUGAAUUGCACUUUUUUGCGACGUUUCAACCCGAAGGGGAGAAGUUCAAGAUUGAUUUUGGUAUUAAGUAUAAGAACGGGAGAUUUGUAGUGACUUCUGAAAGAUGGGAGGAUUGUUAA